AUGCAGUUCAACCUCCUCACUCUACUCGGCUCGGCCGCUCUCGUUGCCGCCAAUACCGUUACCUUCCAGUCCCUGGACGAUGUCGCUCGCACCGUCUACUUCACCGCUAACGCCGGUCUCCCCCCGGUCGAACCCGUCUACGUCCCGGCCGGCAGCAACGUCACGGUCCACAUCCCCUUCGCUUGGAUCGGCAACUUUCACCCUGUCUCUGAUGGUUCCGAGAACGUCACCGGCAUAAUCGGUGAGGUCGCCUUCAACGGCUGGAAUAGCCUGACCUACUUUGACGUCUCCGCCAUUAUCAAUGCCCUUGACCACAACGGCAUCCAGACGAUUUUUCCCUCCCUCGUACAGGAACCUGUCUCCGGCUGCCACGUGUGGCCCUGCAACAACGCCUACUACCUCCCCGACGACGUUCAGACCAAGGUCACCUCCGAGACCGAUCUCAUCUGCACUCUGGGCAACAACGGCGUAACCUCCCGCCGCGACGUUGACGACCAUCACGAGUCCCCCAGCUACAAGCAUGAUUUCGUUCUCGGCAAAUAA
This is a messenger RNA of Colletotrichum orchidophilum, 543 nucleotides long. RefSeq names its product DNase1 protein. The coding region runs from base 1 to 543 and encodes 180 amino acids. NCBI's taxonomy places the organism in Eukaryota, Fungi, Ascomycota, Sordariomycetes, Glomerellales, Glomerellaceae. The record is from RefSeq and is a predicted model, not a curated record. The transcript has a single exon.